AUGAUGUUAGCUGGAUCGAAGAGUGAUGGGACUGACUUACAUUCUGUGGUAGCCAAUCAACUGAAAAUCGACAGAAAUCAGGCUAAGGCUUUGAAUUACUCACGAAUGUAUGGUGCCGGUGAGAUCAAUGCCACAAAGACCUUGUCCCAAGCUGGAAUGACGAUAGAUCAGGCUCGUAAAACAGCGAAGGAACUUUUCGCGGUGACGAAGGGAACGGAGAGCAGCUGGAAAAUGCUCCGUAAAGAAGCGCAGCCACUUCUCUUGAAAUUCGUGGCAGAUCGAAAACUGGACGGAUUGGGUAAUUACCUUACAGUCGAUGACAACGACAUGAGGUGGGUCCUAUUGCGCUUCACAGUCCAUUUCAAGAUCCCAUAUUACGGUAGAAACGUUCAGAACUGGAUAAUUUCACUGGUAGCAGAAAAAAAGCCUGAUAUCCCUCAUGCGAAUAUUGUCUGUUCUCUUUAUGACGACUAUUCUACAGUAGUUCGUCUUUUCAACGUGAAUCCGGCCACAUUCAAUUAUUUGGAAAUGCAAACACAUCGUGAAGUGCUGCGAACUCCGGUGUUAGACUGUCGACUUUCCGAUUCACUGUCAGCUCUUCCAAAAGAUACACCAGACAUAUGGAGUUUUAAAUCGAAGUAUAAACGAUCUACGAUGAAUUGGGUAAGAUCAAUGAUAAGAGCCUCCAAAAAUCGUUUCAUAGUUUCUAAUUAG
Molecule: messenger RNA, 714 nt
Organism: Cooperia oncophora
Lineage: Eukaryota; Metazoa; Nematoda; Chromadorea; Rhabditida; Trichostrongylidae
Source: the annotation of a GenBank genome assembly